CCUCCAUUUGUUGUCGGAGAACAUUUAGUGUUGGUUGAUUAGACUACACCUAAUGCCAGUUAAUUAGGCUCGGAAAACAUUUUAGUUUUCAUAUGCACACCUUGCACAUCCUCUUGAAACGAUGACGUCUUGACAUUUGUCUUACAGACACUGGGUGUCAUGACAAGUGUGUGUCAUGACAAGACGAGGUCACAUUUACUGCUCUAAACUACUUGAUGUUACUUCUACUGACAACCAGUCACACAAAACAAACGCACAGCAACAUCUUUGCACAAGAAACUUUGUAAGUACAGGUGUCAGACACCCAUGUCUAGUCAGAAAUCUCACAUCAACAUUAUCAACUAUUGUCAUCUCACAACAUUGUCUCUAUAUUUCCCGAACGUUUGUUGUGUCUGUGUGUGUGUGCUUGCGUGUGUCUGUGUGUGUGUGUGUCUGUGUGUACUUGCGUGUGUCUGUGUCUGUGUGUGUGUGUACUUGUGUGUGUGUCACGACAUGAAUUAUGUCCCUGGUUGUCUGUAUCACCUGUGUGUUGAGAGCUUUCAUUGUUUGUUUUGCAGGACGAUGCUCUGUAUAAAUACACAAAGUGUAUUCUAGACUUAUAUUAGUGUCCUUUAUAUAUACUACAGUAAAUAUUACCUAUUUUGACAGCGUAUACUACACAGUUUAUAGUAUUGAGAUUUCUACAUUGCUUCUACAUUAUAUAUCUCUUUACAUUGUGUAGAAUGUUAUAAUCGACCUUUUGUGUCGCGGUGUAAAGUUGACAGCCAAUGUCACAUCACAUAUUACAUAUUUUAGGUGAUGUCAGUCAGUUUUUGUUUUUCACUUUCCAUGCAAUAUUCUGCAUUGGUACAGUAUUCCAAGAAUGAAUGUUUGAAGCCCAGUGCUCCGGCAAAAUGAAAUUGGUUCAUAAGUUUGUAAAUAAAACAGACUUCGAGCCACGUCUCUUGUCACCUUCACUAUUUUAUUUCAGACAGGUCUGACAGAUGAAUGUUGUUUAUUAGUUUUUGAUAAUGUCAGCUUUGCAAAGUUUCAAUAUCCUUUAUCAACAUCUAGACAGAGAGACAUGUUUGAGUCAUCAAUCAAGAUGUGUAAUAAACACCACUCACAGUUUGACAAGGUAGUCGUCUACAGGUCGGAUGUGGUUAUCUACAUUGACGACACACCUGUGUACCUGCUUACUUCUCUCCUGCCCUCUACAAAUCCAUGGGUGGAACACACAUCAGUCAUUUGUGGUCUGACUGGGUGCUCAGACACUUCUCGCUCUCAAAGAAAAGAACAAAUUUAUCUUCUUUGGAGUACCAUUAUGAAGAUGUAUUUACUUUUGGUGAUCUUUGCAUCUGCGGGUGUGACAGCUGCAAGUCACGUGGUCAAACGGUCCGAUGAUGUAAACCCACUGCAAGUUGUGGUUAGCAAACUCUCGCAGGAUGUCGAAGCCUUAGUGGCAAGAGUCGCAGCUUUGGAAAAUUCUGAAGAGUCAAGAGCGGCGUUUCUAGGUCAGCUUCCUAUGCCUAGUGACGGAAAGGUCAACGUCCCUGACCUUGUUCCCAUCCGCUUUACUGAGGUCUUCGACCUCGGAGACGGAUUUGACCCGACCACUGGCGUGUACUCGGUCAAGUAUUCUGGAAUCUACGCCAUCAACUUCCAGAUGUUCCCGGACUUUACUGGACGUUUCGCAGUUGACCUCAAGGUGAACGGCAACAUCCUCGUGAGAGCCCGGGGGCCUGACGUCACCAGCCAGUACCCGCCCUCCUGCUCGUCGGGUGUGUCGGCGCGGGUCAAGGCCGGAGACAAGGUGUGGCUGGAGACAUUCGCACAGGGCUUGUACUGGGGCUCCUACCAUUCCUUCCUGUCCAUCACGCUCCUCCACCUGGAUGCGUAACGUCACCUGGCGCAUGUGACAUGCGCGACGUCACCUCCCUCGUGUGACGUAUCUGUCGCAUGAGGUGACCUCACCAGUGACGACAUCAGAGUACAUUAACACAUCAACAGGUCAACAGCUUCAACGCACGUAACGACUCAAACAGGGUGCAGAGCAUUUUCUUGAAAACAAUAAAAACUAUCAUCGCAAUAUUUUCUCUGUUAUUCGUUUUAGUCUUGUUUGUC
Pomacea canaliculata is the source of this 2103-nucleotide messenger RNA. RefSeq lists its product as uncharacterized. Bases 1064 to 1879 code for a protein of 271 amino acids. The transcript is spliced from 4 exons. Gene Ontology annotation, molecular function: protein binding. NCBI's taxonomy places the organism in Eukaryota, Metazoa, Mollusca, Gastropoda, Architaenioglossa, Ampullariidae. The record is from RefSeq and is a predicted model, not a curated record.